AUGUCGCUGAAUGAGCAAGCUUCUUGGGCCGGCCACCUUCAGACCCCCGUCAUCUUCAACCACCACGAGCCUCUGGAGAUUAACCAUACCUCCAUCAUCCACGUCGACCUCAACCCCAUCAAGUCGACGCGCAAGGCCGUCAUCAACGAGGAGCGCGUCCUGAUCCUCACGCCUCUCAAGGACGCCGCUCCUUACCUGUCAAAGUACUUUGAGCUGAUCGCCGAGCUGACGUACCCUCACCACCUAAUCGACCUGGCCUUCCUAGUCGGCGACUCCAAGGACGAUACGCUCGCCGUUCUCGCCUCCGAGCUGGACCGCAUCCAGCGCCGCCCUGACAAGAUUCCCUUCAACAGCGCCAUGGUCGUCGAGAAGGACUUCGGUUUCGAGCUCAGCCAGAGCGUUGAGGAGCGCCACUCGUUCAAAGCUCAAGGUCCCCGACGAAAGGCAAUGGGCAAGGCUCGCAACUACCUCCUUUCUGCUGCCAUGAAGCCCGAACACUCCUGGGUCUACUGGCGUGAUGUUGACAUCGUUGACAGCCCCAAGAAGAUUCUUGAGGAUUUUAUUGCCCACGACACUGACAUUCUCGUGCCGAACAUUUGGUUCCACCGCUACCGUGAUGGCCGUGAUAUUGAGGGUCGCUUCGACUACAACUCCUGGGUUGAGUCCGACAAGGGCCGCAGACUAUCAGCUAGCUUGGACAAGGACGUCGUCCUCGCUGAAGGCAAGGGACAUCGCUACAAGGAGUACGAUACUGGACGCCGGUACAUGGCCAAGGAAGGCGAUUGGCGCAACAAUAAGGAUGAUGAGCUCGACCUCGAUGGCAUUGGCGGUGUCAACAUUCUCGUCAAAGGCGAUGUCCACAGAUCAGGAAUCAACUUCCCGUGUUACGCCUUCGAGAACCAGGCCGAAACGGAGGGCUUCGCCAAGAUGGCCAAGCGCGCCGGUUACCGUGUUGUCGGAUUGCCCAACUACGUCGUAUGGCAUAUUGACACCGAGGAGAAGCCAGGAAACGCAUGA
Colletotrichum orchidophilum is the source of this 1017-nucleotide messenger RNA. RefSeq lists its product as uncharacterized. Gene Ontology annotation, biological process: protein N-linked glycosylation; cell wall mannoprotein biosynthetic process. The transcript has 4 exons. Gene Ontology annotation, cellular component: mannan polymerase complex. The record is from RefSeq and is a predicted model, not a curated record. The coding region runs from base 1 to 1017 and encodes 338 amino acids. Lineage: Eukaryota; Fungi; Ascomycota; Sordariomycetes; Glomerellales; Glomerellaceae. Gene Ontology annotation, molecular function: alpha-1,6-mannosyltransferase activity.